Molecule: messenger RNA, 1458 nt
Organism: Zeugodacus cucurbitae (melon fly)
Lineage: Eukaryota; Metazoa; Arthropoda; Insecta; Diptera; Tephritidae
Gene: kermit
Product: PDZ domain-containing protein GIPC3
Exons: 2
Coding region: 328-1365 (345 amino acids)
Molecular function (GO): protein binding
Source: RefSeq, a predicted model, not a curated record
UAAUUAAUCAAUUUCUUUGUAAAAACAAAUAAGAAAAAUUAAAGAAACUGUCAAGUUGGUUAUUCACAUUUUUUUAAAUCAUUUUCCGACAAUUAAAAUUUCUUGUGUGUUAUAAAUUAAUAGGAAAAAAUAAAAAUUAAUUGCAGUAUUCACUUAAAUAUUUAGAACGAACUGUGAUCAAGGAUAUAUGGUACCAAAAAUUACUCAUUUCCAUGUGCAUGAAUUUAUUGAAGAAGAUACAAAAGCCAAGCCAUCAUCACAUAUUGAGAUAGAGAGAGUGAGAGAGCGAAAGUAAGCAAAGUGGAACAUUUUCGGGAACACUUCACUAUGCCGCUGUUUUCUAAAAAGGGGCCAAAAUUUGGUAGAACAGAUUCCGAACUGUCUGCAAAUGCCGCAUCCACUGCCACGAGUGCUAACCCAUACAACGACAACAAUAACACAACGGCUAACGGUAAAGCCAGCACUAUGAAUGGUAGUAGCAGUGCAAAUACCCGUAACGAUCCAUACAUUCCCAAACCGCAGCUAAUAUUCCACUGUCAACUGGCGCACGGCAGUCCAACUGGUUUGAUAACCGGCUUUGCGAGUGUACGUGAGCUCUAUAAGAAGAUCGCCGAAUGCUAUGAUAUACCUGUCGAGGAGAUACUGUUCUGCACUUUGAAUUCACACAAAGUGGACAUGACCAAGCUGCUGGGCGGUCAAAUCGGUCUCGAUGACUUCAUAUUCGCGCAUCGGAAGGGGCGACCGAAAGAGAUUGAGAUUGUAAAGUCGGAGGAUGCACUCGGUUUAACCAUAACCGAUAAUGGCGCGGGUUAUGCAUUCAUUAAGCGCAUUAAAGAAGGUUCGGUCAUUGAUCGCAUCGAACACAUUAGUGUCGGUGAUCACAUUGAAAAGUUGAAUGACAUCACUAUGGUGGGUAAGCGACAUUAUGAGGUCGCGCGUCUGCUUAAAGAUAUACCUACGGGCACCACAUUCACAUUGCGGCUGGUGGAGCCGAUGAAGAGCGGUUUCCAGGGUAUCGGUCCGCGUACACAAUCGAGAGCGCCCUCCGGACGUGGCUAUGGCAGCGGCAAGGAGACAUUACGAUUUAAGGCGAACGGCAACGUAGAGAUCGAGGAUAAAUUCGAUGAAUCCACGCAAUCCGGCAUUGAGGCGAUCAAUAAUUUACUGGAAUCGUUUAUGGGUAUAAAUGACACAGAGCUGGCGACACAAAUUUGGGAUUUAGGCGCGAAUAAAUCGAAUUCUAUGGACUUUGCGGAGGCUAUUGACAAUUCCGAUUUGGAAUCGUUCGGCUUCACCGAUGACUUCAUUAUCGAACUGUGGGGUGCUGUAACGGAUGCCAGACGUCGAAAAUCGGCGAAGAACUAAAAUGUGUGCCUACAAUUUUGAAAUAAUAAUGGAAACUAGCUAAUGCUCAGUAGACGAAACGACUUUGGAGGCGUUGAGGAGAGAGAGAGAGAG